Malus domestica (apple) is the source of this 1118-nucleotide messenger RNA. Lineage: Eukaryota; Viridiplantae; Streptophyta; Magnoliopsida; Rosales; Rosaceae. The record is from RefSeq and is a predicted model, not a curated record.
UCGAGAAGCAGAUGCAAUGGAGGAUUUACCACCUGGAUAUAGAUUCUACCCAACUGAGGAAGAGCUGAUUUCGUUUUACUUGCAGAAUAAACUUGAUGGGAGGAGUGAGGACCUGAACCGAGUUCUGGACCGAAUCGUACCCGUUGUUUACAUUUAUGAGUUUAAUCCAUGGGAACUUCCACAGGUUUCGGGAGAGGUGAGCCAUGAAGAUCCAGAGCAGUGGUUCUUUUUCAUCCCAAGACAAGCGAGUGAAGCUCGAGGAGGGAGACCGAGACGACUCACAACAACUGGGUAUUGGAAAGCGACUGGAUCUCCGAGCACUGUUUACUCUUCCAAAUCCAAUUACAAUCGUCCCAUCGGCCACAAAAGAACCAUGGGUUUCUACAUUGGCAAAGCUCCCCGUGGAAAGAAAACCGAGUGGAUGAUGAAUGAAUACAAAGCCAUCGAAGGUCAUGCAGAUCAUAGUAAUCACCUUUCAAUGGCAGCUUCUUCAUCAAACACUAGUAGUAGUACUCCUGCUCCCACGUUAAGGGAAGAAUUCAGCAUAUGCCGGGUGUACAAGAAAUCGAAAUGCCUUAUUAGGGCAUUUGACAGACGACCUCCUGGGAUUGAGAUGACUAGAAACCCUAGCUUAAUCAUUCAAGCAGCUCCUGCUCAGGGUGCAAAUCAUUUGGAUCAUGGUUCGACAACAUCGAAUAGGAACCCUCAGAAUAUGGGAGAGAGAGCAAACUUAAGCUCACUGGAGAGUUCAUCCUCAGGAAACCAUGGCUCUCAAUCAUCUCAACCAGAACAAAGUGGGUCUUUGCUAAUGGCCGUUGAUAAUGAAGCUAUUUGGGAUUGGGACGAAUUAAUGGAUAAUUGGCUUUAAGGGGUGGACAAAAUGGAAUUGAAUAAAAGAUAACGUUUCCAUGGAAUGGAAUGCAAGUGGAAUAAUUUGUAGGGUUUAACCGUCCUAAGGUAAAGUUUGGACUACAGUUUGGAAAAGAAAGCCAAAUUCAUAUUGUGCUAGACUUGCCCUCACAAGUCUAACCAUUCUUAUGUGUUUUUUAGCAUUUAAACUUGUUGUACUAUAGAUUAGGCCUAAAAAUUUAAGUAAUGUUAUUCAUACCAUGUUUUUA